Molecule: messenger RNA, 13892 nt
Organism: Styela clava
Lineage: Eukaryota; Metazoa; Chordata; Ascidiacea; Stolidobranchia; Styelidae
Source: RefSeq, a predicted model, not a curated record
CUCAGGAGCCACUAAAUAUAGAACACUGUAAGAUGAUAUUCAGUAUUGACGGACAAUACGCUUCAAAAAUUGCUCAAUAAAUUUGUUCUGUUUUACGCAACUCAACUUUUGCGCAAAUUCGUUAGGAUCAUUCACGCUACAAUUUUCGAAAAAUGGUAUGUGUUAGAAUAUUUGUUCAAGGGGUGGAGGAUUUUUUCUUAAGCGAAUUAUUGUUGCCGCGGACUAAACCCCACUAAACAAACUCAAUUCACAUUGCUCCCAUUAUAAAUUGAUGUACACAUGAAGAGCAAACAAAGAAAAUAUUUAUACGCCUUAGUAUUUUUAAAGACUGAAGAGAGUGAUGCAUUGGCAUGACGCAAUGGUGUAACUGUAAGGCGUUUACUUCCGGAAAUAUUCAUAGUUCCAGAAUGUUAAACAUAUAAUCGAUACUAUUUGUGCUUUAGCCUUGCUGAACACGUGUCGGUUAACGGUCGGAGCAUCUUUAACAUAAACUGAUAUAUAUAUUUAAUUUUAUAUUGUUGAAUUUCAUUGAUUGAAAAAAUAUGUUAUUCAUUAAUACACAUAUAUUUGAGAUCUCGCAGAUCAGAACUUUAUUCAUAAGACAAUAGUAAAGGUACACAACAUCUAGUAGGUGAUGUGUGAGUAAGAUCCAAGAGUUAAAAACGUGAGCUUUAUCAAAUGAAUAUCAAUAGCACUUAGAUUUCGGAUUCGUUCUUUGUCAGAAAAACCGUAAUCGUAAUAUUAAUUUGUUCUGAAAGUUGUAUCUUUUAUAUCAUUUAUGCAAAGCAAAUACCUGAAAUUUACUAUUUUGAGAAAUACUUAAAUUGUGUGUAAGAAAUAGCUUUGAGUCAUACCCAACUGAUUAAUGAAGAGAAUUCUGUAAUCAUAAGACACAUCUUGUUUUCAAGGUGUUGGACUGCAUUUUAUGCUUGUGCUGAACACUAGAAAUGGUGGAGAAACGUUUAUUUUAUGAAAAUUAUGUUGGGUUUAAAAUUCAGUAAGCUUUUUUCUAUCCUAUUUUUGGACGGGAGAAUAGCAUCAUAUCUAAUGAAAUUAUGUAAUAAAAAGUAGGGUUAAAGCAGAGAUUGUAAUAAAGGCACACAGAAUGUGGAGAUACAAAUUAUUGGCGUUAUACAUUGCCAUACUUUUCGGAAAAGCACAGCAAACGACGAAGAAAAUAACAACAUCCAAUUCACUAAAAAUGACAGAAUUAACGAGCACAGAAGAAAUAGAUAAAUCUACGAUAACAAUACACACAACUAAUUCAGUUGCUUCGCAACAAUUAAGUACAAUGGUGUCAACGGUAGGAACGAUUACACCCGGCACUACAAGGGAGAAAGUCACAUCUCAAGCAACGUCUGAGCCAGUAACUGGAGAAGGCACAACACAAUCAGUCUCUUCCAAUAAAAUAACUGAUUCAGUCAUGACACAAAAAAUUACUGAGCUACCUGUUACUAAUCGAAAAACUGAACAAGUGACGACAGGACAACGAAUAACCAUGCCAGUCCCUACAAAAGAAACAACUGAACGGCUGAUUAAACAAAAGGCAACAGAAUAUGUUAUUACACAGGAACAAGCUACGACUCAAAAAAUACUUAAACAAAUCUCUUCAAAAUACACAACUAAUGAACCAACAAAAAUCGAAAUUACAGAUUCAGUCGAUCUGGGAGAAACGACUCAACAUAAUACAACAAAAGUACCAAUUAACCCAAUGAGUUCAGAUAUAACUAUUGAAUCUUUCGCCACACAAAAAAUCCUUGAAACAAUCAAAGUACAGAAUGCGACAAAAAUAACCAAAUAUUCCACUGCAGAGGCAUCUAACAAAUCUUCGUCGGCGACAGAUAAAGGAGGUGAGACAUCUAUUACACAAAAAGCAGCAGACAUUUUUACAACUCUAGACACGACUGAACAUUUUUUUACAGCAGGCGAAACUACUGCCAUUACUUUGACAUCUGGACCCAUGUCGUCUUAUGAAACGACCGAACCUUUGAUGACACAAGUAGCCGAAGUUUUCACCUCAAACGAAUCUCCUUGGACGACAGAGAAAGUUGAAGGAGCACCCACUACACAAAAAACGACAGAUCAUGUUACAAAUCUAGAAACAACUGAACAAGUAGCUGCAGAUGGAAGAACACAUGCAGUUACUUCAGAACAAUCGACUGAAUUAGCGAUUGUGGAAAAAACAUCUGAAUCAAUGCCUUCUCUUGAAACAACCGAACCCUCUGCGACACAAGUAGCAACUGAACAAGUCACAACACAAUAUGUUGCGGAGCCUGGAACAGCACUGAGCUCUGCAGCUACAUCCUCAUCCACGACAGACACAGCUGAAACUUCUCAAGAGACGAUUGAUUUAUUGACGACUCAAGAAGAGAUCAAAUCAGCGACUCCACAACAAAUAACUGGAGCGUCGACAACACGGAAUACAACUGAAACAUUCGUCACAAAAAACACAACAGAAUUUAUCACGACACAGAGUACUGAUAUAAUGACACAGCCUGUAGAAACAGAUAUACAUCAAACAACAACUGAUGAAUUAAAUACUACCGUGGAGCUGAAAUUCGUCAGUACACAGGCAUCGAUCGAAUUAGCCUCGGCGAAAGAAAAGAGGAAUACAACUGAGAUAGUGACAGUGCAAGAAACAUCUCAACCAACUCCUACUCCAACGACAACAGCAAGUUUUUCAAGUUAUGAAAUAGCAGAAACAAUCUUAUUACAAAAUACGACAGAAUCUAGAUCAACAAAACUAACUUCUGCUGGUUACGAAUAUGACACGAUGCAUGAAAAGGAAACUGGCAUAAUAAAACAUACAACUGGGGAAGUGACGAGGACGGGGGUAACUGAAUCUGCCACUAAAUCCGUCGCUACACAAAAUACGACAGAACAAAGCUCCAUGCAGAAAACCAUUUCUACUGCACGAGUGACUAUACAGACUACUGAAAGCAACAGUCCUCAACAAACAGCUGCGCAAAUGAUAACAGGGGCAUCCGUGCCCAUGACUUUACAGGAAACAACCGAAUCAGGGACCACGGAGAGUACAACUGAAAUAGAUGACGUGCAAAAAACGACAGAAUUCGGUACAACUCGAGAAAUGGCAGAGGAAGACUCAUCACAGGAACUCACAUUCACUACUCGGAAAUCUACAAAAGAGUAUAUCUCAAAGCAAGCUGAUGGGCUGGUGACUUUGCGAGAAACAUCCGAACCAAUGGUUACCUAUGAAAUGACCACACCCUCUUCGACAUCAGAAAUAGCUGAACUAAUUGUUACACAAAACACGACCGAAUUGGGGAAGUUGGUAAAAACAUCCGUCGCGACAACGCCUCCGGCGACACAUACAACCGAAUCUGCCAUUUUCACACAAACGACUGGGAUAUUGCCGACUAAAAAGGCCACCGAAUCGUUAACUCCAGAAACAACUGAACCGCUGAUGAUACAAAGAGUAACUGAUACAUACGCUUCACUGGAAACAAUAGGAGUCAUUGCAAAAGAUGAAACAACUGAAGAAGUCGCAAAACAGCAAAUGACAAAACCAUCUACUACACAUGAAAGUAGCACAGUAGUUACUUCAUUUCAAACCACUGUACCUUUGAUUGGACAAAAUACAUCUGAAUUAACCUCUUACCAUCAAACAUCCAAUUUAUUUCCGACACAGGAAAUAACUGAACAAUUCUCUACCCAAAAUACAACUGAAGCCAAAAUAACACCGGGAACUAUCGCCACUGAACUUGUGACGACGCAAACUGCGGAAAACGACAUACAAACAACUGGACUAUCCACAUUGCAAGAGGCCACUAAAUAUGGCACUACGCAGGAGUUGGCUAAAUUAGCAUCGACAACACAGAAAGAAACUACAGUAGAUUCUACACAAAAAUGGACAGGUUUUUCUACAAUACAAGAAACAACGGAACAAGUCACAGCACAGAAAAAGACCACCAUGCUUUUUUCAGCGAAAACGACGGAACUAAUAACUGUACAAGAAAAAACUGAACCGAUGUCUACGUAUGAAACGACCGAACCAUCGGUGACAAAGAAAAGUACAAAACCGUUCACUACGAACAAAAUUACCAUAGCUACUUCAAAACAAACAAAUGCACCAGUUACUACAAAAGAUGCAUCAGAACUAAUGUCUACCAAUGAAACGAAAAAACCUUCAUCUUCUAAAGAAAUACCUAGCUCAGUCGCUACCCAAACAACUGAUGAAAAAGAAACGACACCAAAAACUACUAUUUUUACUGAACGAGUAGUAACACAGUUGGCGGAAACUGGCUCAACUCGACAAACAACUGGGGUACUUGCGGUAUCGGACACACACGAGUAUAUCACAACACAGGAUACUACUGAAUUAGUGACAAUGCAAGAAACAUCUGAACCAAAUUCCGCUGCUGUCGAACCUGAGGCAAUGAGUAAUACGGAAACUACCAAAAUACAACAAACAACUGAGGCAUUGACGAUAACAGAGCCAACGGAAUCUGCCACUGAAUCCUACGCCACACAAAAUAUGACAGAACUAAUCACUCUUAAACCCAUUAUCACUGCAGGAGUUACUAUACAGCUUAUGGAAUCCGACAUUUCUCAAAAAACAACAGCGCGACUGACAACAGGGGCAGCCGUAUUAGUGACUUCGAAGGAUACAACUGAAUUAGAUACCACAGAGAGUAUAACUAAAACAGUUGCCAUGCCAGAAACGUCCAAAUUCGUUACAAAUCAAACAAUAGCUGUACAAGACGCAACACAAGAACAUACUAAACCAUUCAUUACACAAAAAUCUACAGCAGAGUUUACUACAGAGCAAGCGACUGUACUAGUUACAUCUCAAUCAACGUCUACACAUGAAACAACCAAGAUGUUUUUGACGCCAAAAGUAACUGAACAAUUCUUUACACAACAUACUACUGAUGCAAGAGUAACAAUGCAAACUAUCGCUACUGGGCGUAUGGCGACUGAGACUGUAGAAAAUGACAUAAAAACAACUGAACUAUUGACAACACCAAAAGCAAUUGAAUCUUCAGGCUUCUUCACAACGCAAGAAACUACUGAUCAUGUCGCUACACAAACAAGUUCGUCUGAACCAAUUUCUAACUAUGAAACGAAAGAACUUUCGUCGACACAUGGAAGUACGAAGCCAUUCACUACACAGACAAAAACUACAACAGAUACUUCAAGACAAACGAUGGUAACAGUUACUACGCAAGAUGCAUUAGAACAAACGUCUACCCAUGAAACGGUAAAACCUUCUUCCACGAGAGAAAUCGCUACCAAGUCCGAAGCGGAAACGACACAAAAAAAUACAGUCGCAACAAGAGAGAAGACCGAACCAUUCUCUACACUGAAAAAGUCCACGGUAGGUAUUACAGAUAAAACAUAUGUAAUAAUAAGUACACCAGAAACAUCCAAAAAAUCUAAACCAAUGCACACACAGGGAACGGCACAGCCAACAGCGACACAGAGCAUGACUGAACAAGGGACGAUACUUAUACCUACCGCAACUGCACAUGAUAAGACACAGACAUUUGAAACUGAUAUUUCUCGACAAGCUACUGAGCUAUUGACGACCAUAGACACAUCCGAAUCUGUUACUAUGGAGGAAACGACCGAACCAGUGACUCUGGAGAAAAUACCUGAGACCAUUGCUGUGGGCAAAACGACAAAAUCAGCUUCUACUCCAAACCCAACCGAAUCAACAACGUCACAAUUUACAUCUGAUCAAACUACUACACUGCUAAGUAGCUUUUUGCCUACAACAUUACCCGAACAAGAAACAACGAAUACAAUUUUGACACAUCGAGCAUCUACAAAAGCAUCUUCAACUACAUCUUCCGAUUUUGGUAUUACAACUUCGCAUACAUUGAAAAAUACAAGUGUAUCAACUCGAGCAAUUCCGUCAACAACUUUUACCAACAAGCCAUCUACUGAUACAACUACUACCCAACAAAGUAGCAUUUUGCCUACAACAUUAACUGAACAAGAAACAACGGAUACAAUUUCGAUACAUCGAGCAUCUACGACAGCGUCUUUAACUACAUCUUCCGAUUCUGAUAUUACAACUUCGCAUACAUUGAAUGAUACUAGUAUAUUAACUGAAAAAAUUCCGUCAACGACUCAUGACAUCGAGCUAUCCGCUGAUCAAACUACUACACAGCUAAGUAGCAUUUUGCCUACAGUAUUACCUGAACAAGAAACAAGGGAUACAAUUUCAACACAUCCAGCAUCUACGAGAGCUUCAUCAACAACAUCUUCUGAUUCGGGUAUUACAACUUCGUAUACAUUCACAGAUACUAAUGUAUCAACCGAAGCAAUUCCGUCAACAACUUUUAACAACAAGCCAUCUACUGACCGCACUACCACCCAACAAAGUAGUACUUUUCCUACAACAUUAACUGAACAAGAAACAACGGAUACAAUUUUAACACAUCGAGAAUCUACGACAGCGUCUUUAACCACAUCUUCCAAUUAUGGUAUUACAACUUCGUAUACAUUGAAAGAUACUACUGUAUUAACUGAGGCAAUUCCGUCAACAACUUUUAACAACAAGCGAUCUAUGUUUCAAACUACUACCCAACAAAGUAGCAUUUCGCCUUCAACAUUAACUGAACAAGAAACAACAGAUACAAUUUCGACACAUCGACCAUCCACGACAGCGUCUUCAACUACAUUUUCCGAUUCUGUUAUUACAACUUCGCAUACAUUGGAAGAUACUACUGUAUCAACUGAAGAAAUUCCGUCAACGACUUUUGACAACGAGACAUCCGCUGAUCAUACUAUUACACAGAUAAGUAGCAUUUUGCCUACAACAUUACCUGAACAGGAAACAACAGAUACAAUUUCGAUACAUCGAGCAUCUACGACAGCGUCUUCAACUACAUCUUCCGAUUAUGGUGUUACAACAUCGCAUACAUUGACAGAUACUACUGUAUCAACCGAAGCAAUUCCGUCAACAACCUUUAACAACAAGCCAUCUACUGAUCAAACUACCACCCAACAAAGUAGUAUUUUGCCUACAACAUUAACUGAACAAGAAACAACAGAUACAAUUUUGACACAUCGAGCCUCUACGACAGCGUCUUUAACUACAUCUUCCGAUUAUGGUAUUACAACUUCGCAUACAUUGACAGAUACUACUGUAUCAACUGAAGCAAUUCCGUCAACAACUUUUAACAACGAGCGAUCUAUGUUUCAAACUACUACCAAACAAAGUAGCAAUUCGCCUUCAACAUUAAUCGAACAAGAAACAACAGAUACAAUUUUGACACAUCGACCAUCUACGACAGCGUCUUCAACUACAUCUUCCGAUUUGGUUAUUACAACUUCGCAUUUACUGGAAGAUACUACUGUAUCAACUGAAGCAAUUUCACCAACGACUUUUGACAACGAGCCAUCCGCUGAUCAAACUACUACUCAGCUAAGUAGCAUUUUGCCUACUACAUUACCUGAACAGGAAACAGCAGAUACAAUUUCGACACAUCGAGCAUUUACGACAGCGUCUUCAACUACAUCUUCCGAUUCAGGUAUUACAACUUGGCAUACAUUGAAAAAUACUACUUUAUCAACUGAAGAAAUUCCAUCAACAACUUUUAACAACAAUCAAACUACUACCCAGCAAAGUAGCAUUUCGCCUUUAACAUUAACCGAACAAGAAACAACAAAUACAAUUUCGACACAUCAAGCAUCUACGACAGCGUCUUCAACUACAUCUUCCGAUUCUGUUAUUACAACUUCGCAUUCAUUGGAAGAUACUACUGUAUCAACUGAAGUAAUUUCGUCAACGACUUUUGACAACGAGCCAUCCGCUGAUCAAACUACUACACAGCUAAGUAGCAUUUUGCCUUCAACAUUACCCGAACAAGAAACAACAGAUACAAUUUCGACACAUCGAGCAUCUACGAAAGCGUCUUCAAUUACACUUUUCGAUUUUGGUAUCACUACUUCGCAUACAUUGAAAAACACUACUGUAUCAACUGAAGCUAUUUCGACAACAACUUUUAGCAACGAGCCAUCUACCAAUCAAACUACUAAACAGCAAAGUAGCAUUCUGCCUACAACAGUAACUGAACAAGAAGCAACAGAUACGAUUUCGAUACAUCGAGCAUCUACGACAGCGUCUUUAACUACAUCUUCCGAUUCUGAUAUUACAACUUCGCAUACAUUGAAUGAUACUAGUAUAUCAACUGAAGAAAUUCCGUCAACGACUCUUGACAACGAGCUAUCCGCUGAUCAAACUACUACACAGCUAAGUAGCAUUUUUCCUACAAUAUUACCUGAACAGGAAACAACAGAUACAAUUUCUACACAUCGAGCAUCUACGACAGCGUCUUCAACUACUUCUACCGAUUAUGGUGUUACAACGUCGCAUACAUUGACAGAUACUACUGUAUCAACCGAAGCAAUUCCGUCAACAACCUUUAACAACAAGCCAUCUACUGUUCAAACUACCACCCAACAACGUAGUAAUUUGCCUACAACAUUAACUGAACAAGAAACAACAGAUACAAUUUUGACACAUCGAGCAUCUACGACAGCGUCUUUAACUACAUCUUCCGAUUCUGGUAUUACAACUUCGCAUACAUUGAAAGAUACUACUGUAUCAACUGAAGCAAUUCCGUCAACAACUUUUAACAACGAGCGAUCUAUGGUUCAAACUACCACCCAACAAAGUAGCAAUUCGCCUUCAACAAUAAUUGAACAAGAAACAACAGAUACAAUUUCGACACAUCGACCAUCUACAACAGCGUCUUCAACUACAUCUUCCGAUUUUGUAAUUACAACUUCGCAUUUAUUGGAAGAUACUACUGUAUCAACUGAAGCAAUUCCACCAACGACUUUUGACAACGAGCCAUCCGCUGAUCAAACUACUACUCAGCUAAGUAGCAUUGUGCCUACUACAUUACCUGAACAGGAAACAGCAGAUACAAUUUCGACACAUCGAGCAUCUACGACAGCGUCUUCAACUACAUCUUCUGAUUCAGGUAUUACAACUUUGCAUGCAUUGAAAAAUACUACUUUAUCAACUGAAGAAAUUCCAUCAACAACUUUUAACAACGAUCAUACUACUACCCAACAAAGUAGCAUUUCGCCUUCAACAUUACCCGAACAAGAAACAACAAAUACAAUUUCGACACAUCAAGCAUCUACGACAGCGUCUUCAACUACAUCUUCCGAUUCUUUUAUUACAACUUUGCAUACAUUGGAAGAUACUACUGUAUCAACUGAAGUAAUUUCGUCAACGACUUUUGACAACGAGCCAUCCGCUGAUCAAACUACUACACAGCUAAGUAGCAUUUUGCCUUCAACAUUACCCGAACAAGAAACAACAGAUACAAUUUCGACACAUCAAGCAUCUACGACAGCGUCUUCAACUACAUCUUCCGAUUCUUUUAUUACAACUUUGCAUACAUUGGAAGAUACUACUGUAUCAACUGAAGUAAUUUCGUCAACGACUUUUGACAACGAGCCAUCCGCUGAUCAAACUACUACACAGCUAAGUAGCAUUUUGCCUUCAACAUUAACCGAACAAGAAACAACAGAUACAAUUUCGACACAUCGAGCAUCUACGAAAGCGUCUUCAACUACACUUUCCGAUUUUGGUAUCACUACUUCGCAUUCAUUGAAAAACACUACUGUAUCAACUGAAGCUAUUCCGUCAACAACUUUUAGCAACGAGCCAUCUACCGAUCAAACUACUAAACAGCAAAGUAGCAUUCUGCCUACAACAGUAACUGAACAAGAAACAACCGAUACAAUUUUGACACAUCGAGCAUCUACGACGGCGUCUUUAACUACAUCUUCCGAUUAUGGUGUUACAACGUCGUAUAUAUUGAAAGAUACUACUUUAUCAACUGAAGCUAUUCCGUCAUCGACUUUUGAUAACGAGCCAUCCCCUGAUCAAACUACUACACAGCUAAGUAGCAUUUUGCCUACAAGAUUAACUGAACAAGAAACAACAAAUACGAUUUCGAUACACCGAUCAUCUACGACAGCGUCUUUAACUACAUCCUCGGAUUCUGGUAUUACAACUUCGCAUACAUUGAUAGAUACUAAUGUAUCAACUGAAGCAAUUCCGUCAACAACUUUUAGCAAAGAGCCAUCUACCGAUCAACCUACUACACAGCAAAGCAGCGUUCUGUUUACAACAGUAACUGAACAAGAAACAACAGAUACGAUUUCGACCAAUCGAGCAGCUACGACAGCGUCUUUAACUACAUCUUCCAAUUCGGGUAUUACAACUUCGCAUACAUUGACAGAUACUACUGUAUCAACCGAAGAAAUUCCGUCAACAACCUUUACCAACAAGCCAUCUACUGAUCAAACUACCACCCAACAAAGUAGUAUUUUGCCUACAACAUUAACUGAACAAGAAACAACGGAUACAAUUUUGACACAUCGAGCAUCUACGACAGCGUCUUUAACUAUAUAUUCCGAUUCUGGUAUUACAACUUCGCAUACAUUGGAAGAUACUACUGUAUCAACUGAAGCAAUUCCGUCAACAACUUUUAACAACGAGCGAUCUAUGGUUCAAACUACUACCCAACAAAGUGGCAUUUUGCCUUCAAAAUUACCCGAACAAGAAACAACAGAUACAAUUUCGACACAUCGAGCAUCUACGAAACCGUCUUCAACAACACUUUCCGAUUUUGGUAUCACUACUUCGCAUACAUUGAAAAACACUACUGUAUCAACUGAAGCUAUUCCGUCAAUACCUUUUAGCAACGAGCCAUCUACCGAUCAAACUACUAAACAGCAAAGUAGCAUUCUGCCUACAACAGUAACUGAACAAGAAACAACCGAUACAAUUUUAACACAUCGAGCAUCUACGACGGCGUCUUUAACUACAUCUUCCGAUUCUGGUAUCACAACAUCGCAUACAUUGAAAAGCACUACUGUAUCAACUGAAGCAAUUCCGUCAACAAAUUUUAGCAACGAGCCAUCUACCGAUCAACCUACUACACAGCAAAGUAGCAGUCUGUCUACAACAGUGACUGAACAAGAAACAACAGAUACGAUUUCGACUCAUCGAGCAUCUACGACAGCGUCUUUAACUACAUCUUCCAAUUUUGGUAUUACAACUUUGCAUACAUUGAAAUAUACUACUGUAUUAACCGAAGUAGUUCCGUCAACAACUUCUAGCAACGAGCCAUCUAUCGAUCGAACUACAACCCAACAAAGUAGCAUUUUGCCUACAACAUUACCUGAACAAGAAACAACGUAUACAAUUUUGACACAUCGAGCAUGUACGACAGCGUCUCCAACUACAUCUUCAGAUUCUGGUUUUACAACUUCGCAUACAUUAAAAGAUACUACUGUAUCUACUGAAGCAAUUUCGUCAACAACUUUUAAUAACGAGCCAUCUACCGAUCAAACUACUACAGAGCAAAGUAGCAUUCUACCUACAACAGUGACUAAACAAGAAACAACAGAUACGAUUUCGACUCAUCGAGCAGCUACGACAGCGUCUUUAACUACAUCCUCGGAUUCUGGUAUUACAAAUUUGCAUACAUCGAAAAAUACUACCGUAUCAACUGAAGCAAUUCCGUCAACAACUUUUAGCAAAGAAGCAUCUAAUUAUCAAACUACUACAGGGCAAAGUAGCAUUCUGCCUAAUACAAUAACUGAACGAGAAACAACAGAUACAAUUUCGACACACCAAGCAUCUACGACAGCUUCUACAACCCUAUCUCCCGAUUUUGCUAUAACAACUUCGCAUACAUUGGAAAUUACUACUGUAUCAACUGGAGCAAUUCUGUCAUCAACUUUUGGCAAUGAGUCAUUCACAAGUGGCCCCAUUGAUGUAAAUCAGUGCUUGGCGAAUACAAACUACUGUUCCGGUGUUGCGAAUUCUUACUGUAGGUUUCGUGACGGUAUUGGAUCCGAUUGUCCCUGUAUACCUGGCUUUUCUAAAAAUGACGACGGGACUUGUGUUGGAGUCAAAGCAUUUGGUUGUGACAUGAGACUGGUGCAGGAUUUCAGCUCAGACUUGAAGGACCCAAGUACAGAUGCUUAUCAGGAACUUCAAAUACAAUCUACAGAGCUGCUGACAGAUAUAUAUCAAAACACAACAGGAUUUAUCGGCGUUAUAGUGGUAGGAUUUAGUGAAGGCAGCGUAAUCGUUGCCUAUACUGUGCAACUUGAUUCCACAUCCGCCGCAACAACACAGUCACUGCAAAACGAUUUCACUACCUAUGUGAACGCCUCAAGUAGUGGAUAUUGCUCACCGGAUAACAACAAUUGCACCGUGGGAGGCCUACAAGUAGACGUCAAUAGUUCAGUCAAUUCUAUUGGAACUAACAACGAUGCGUUGUGUCAAGAUCCGAAUGUUGUAGGAUAUUGUCAAAGGGAUUCCACUUAUUGCAACGCUUCAUCUGGUGUUGCUGAAUGCGACUGUUUACCAAAUUACGUACGAUUUCCAGGAGUGAACACAGUAUGCGCAGCUGUGAUAUGCUCUAGUAAUACGAACUGUAACGCACCAUUUGGAACUUGCAAUAUGAGCCCUCCCACCGAACCUCAAAUAGGAAGUUGUUAUUGCAUGACGGGAUUCAGUGGAAGCAAAUGCUCAGAUCCUUGGCUUUUCAUUUUUCUAAUUGUGAUGAGUUUUCUUGUACUCGUUACACUCAUUGUGGUUGGAAUUUAUUUCGUAAGAAAGAACAAGAUACAAAGGGAUAUGAAAUUGUGGGAUAACGAACCCCAGAUCGAAAGAACAUCAGAUGUUUGGAGAUCUCGCGUAGUGGUGGAGGAUAUGUACUUUGACCGUCCACAUCUUAGAGCUGUCAGUCCAACAAUUGAACAAAUUGAAAUGACUCAAUCUUCAAGUAGAGGUGGUGGAGUCGAAUAUGAAAUUCAAUUAGAAGGACAUGAUAUUACCGUUAUUGAAGAUGAUGAACUAUAGGAGACAUGAUGAGCACAUACUUGCUUGGUGUUCAAUGUGCACGAGAGAGUUGCACAAUAUAUUGAAGCAUUAAAUCAUUGGUUUUAUUAUUUCUUGGGCUUAAAACUAUUAGAAUAGCCAAUUUCCAAGAUUUUUUUCACUCUAAUAUUCGCUUUUACAGUGCUAUAUGUGAACAGAGUUUGUGAAUUGUGUUCCAUACGUAUUGACCAAAAUUCACGCUUUUGUCAUUCGAUUUCCCAUCAAUUAAAUUACCAAUUCCUAUUUCAGUUUUGUCUUUGUUAUUUUGUGCACAAAUAUCACUGUAUAAUAUACUUCACAUAUAUACCAUUAAAUUUGAGCUACUGUAUUUGCGAUGAAAAUUCACCAAAAAUGUUAUGUAUACGUGCUUUCAUAUCCUUUAUUUUUAUGCAAAUACGUCUUUAACAGGCAUAUGUUUCAGUAAACGUUUUGUUUAAAAACAUUACAUGACAGAAAUGCUAAUUGAUAAAAAUUGUCAACUUUAUUCCUUUAAUCUCUUCGUUCCAGGUUGUAUUUUUAGUCUUUACUUAUACAUGUACAUGUUAGAUCAUUAGUUUUCUGAUUGGUAACGCGUACUGCGUCUUUAACUACAAUACGAUAUUAUUGUUCACUGUUAGCGUGUCUUUGAACACGACUGGAUUUUCAUAUAAAAUAUAUAUUUAUAUUUACUUUUACUUAUAAAGCUGUAUCAGUGUUUUCUAUUGGAUGAAACAACUAUUUAUUAUAAAAUGACAUUUCAUCUUUGUAAAAUUUCGGUAUGACAUACCUUCCGGAUGGACAACGUUAAUUUACAGUUCACAUAUAUAAUGAAUAUGAACAGAGAUGGAGUAAUUCGUGCACUGAUUGACAACAUUUCGACUACGCAAUUAAGUCACAUUAUAAUAUGUGAUAACCUUUAUUCAUCCUACUAUUUUGUUUGCAAGUUUAAACUUUAUGGUUAUUGUAUAUUGUCUGCUCAACUUUCAAAUAUCAGUAUCAAAUAAAUUUUCUUGCUUGCGCA